UCUCUGUCUUUCUCUCUCAUCAUAUACACAUAUACACAUAUGCAUACACAUAUAUAGAUGUAUGUAAGUGGGUAUAUUUUGUAUUUUGUGGGGAUUUCUGUAUAUAUUAUGUGAAAACGACACCAAUUGCUGGAACCUCCGCUAUAAAUACAGGAGGAUCUUUGUGGGUAGGGUUUGCCAAAGCAUGUGAACCUAACUCCUCUCUCUCUCUCUCUCUCUCUCACUGUCUUUACAUACCUUAUAAUACUAUCUAACACACUAAUAUAUAUAUAGACUUAGAUUUUAGAGAGAGGAGAGAGAGAAAUGGUGAGAGAAUCAUCAUCAUCAGGAGGUGGUGGUGGAGGUGGUGAUGGUGGAGGAGGAGGAGACAUGGUGAUGAAGCCUGCAUGGCUAGAAGGGCUAAUGGGUGAGACAUUCUUUGCAACAUGUGGAGUCCACCAGAACCAUAGGAAGAAUGAGAAGAACAUCUUCUGCUUGGAUUGUUGUCAAAGCUUUUGCCCUCACUGUCUUCCCUCUCAUCACUCUCAUCCCCUACUUCAGGUGAGAAGAUAUGUCUACCAUGAUGUUAUUAGAUUGGACGACCUCGAGAAGCUCAUUGACUGUUCCUACAUUCAGCCAUAUACUAUUAACAGUGCCAAAGUGAUAUUCUUGAAUCAGAGGGCACAGUCAAGGUCUUGCAAGGGCUCUUCCAACUUUUGCUUCAACUGUGAUAGGAUUCUCCAGGACCCUUUUCACUUCUGUUCUCUUUCAUGCAAGGUUGAUCACAUGGUGGAUCAAGGGGAAGAUUUAUCAAGCAUCCUAUACCGGUUCGAUGAAUCAGAUUUCGCCUUCUCUCAAUUUGAGGGCCUCCGGAUGGACAAUUUCGACGACGAUUGCCAAAUUACCCCUAACUUCAUCCUGGAGGACUCAUUACAGUUCAAAGGCUCAUCGUGCUCUAGCGAUGUCAUGGGUAGUUCUGGAAUUUCACAUGACCCUGAGACGACGACGAAGAAGAAGAAUAAGAAGAAAGGGAGUGGCUUCCUCUCUGGGAUGAAUGUUCUCUCCAUCAGCAGCAGGAGAAAGGGAGCUCCUCAUAGGUCUCCUCUUUCUUGAAUUCCAAUUUGGAUUAGUAGAGUGUGCUUUUAGUAAGUUACUACCUAAGUAGUACUAUUUAUAUAUAUAUAUAUAUAUAUGACUUAAUGUUAUUAAUUGUUAUAAGAUUAGUCAUAUGCUUUAUAUAUAUUUAUCAUUCCAUGUAACGCUAUACCAUGGGACUUGUUUGGUAAACGGAAUUAGCGCGGGGCAAUUAGUUUCAUUACUGACCGGAGGUGGUUGUUGGAGGCUGGAAUUAGAGAUUUGGCUCUCCACUCCCCAAUUUUGUAUCGGUGUAAUGAAAAUUGCA
This is a messenger RNA of Camellia sinensis, 1381 nucleotides long. Its product is annotated as protein RGF1 INDUCIBLE TRANSCRIPTION FACTOR 1. NCBI's taxonomy places the organism in Eukaryota, Viridiplantae, Streptophyta, Magnoliopsida, Ericales, Theaceae. Gene Ontology annotation, molecular function: zinc ion binding. The record is from RefSeq and is a predicted model, not a curated record.